Oncorhynchus tshawytscha (Chinook salmon) is the source of this 6152-nucleotide messenger RNA. RefSeq names its product trithorax group protein osa. Gene Ontology annotation, cellular component: nuclear body. NCBI's taxonomy places the organism in Eukaryota, Metazoa, Chordata, Actinopteri, Salmoniformes, Salmonidae. Bases 462 to 3779 code for a protein of 1105 amino acids. The record is from RefSeq and is a predicted model, not a curated record. Gene Ontology annotation, biological process: regulation of transcription by RNA polymerase II. The transcript has 6 exons.
AUGGAGAAACGUCGUCUCCUCCUCUCGUCGACGUAGUACUGCUUAUCAACCUAUCAGCAAGCUAACCCCGCCCCCACAGCCAGGAAGCAAGCAGCUCUGGCGACUAAGUGCGGAUCCGAGACUAGAUUGAUACUAGACUCGGUAUCAUUACGACGAAUACGGCAAUAGAAACAAUGAACUUGCAUGAUACUUGAAGGGAAUAUACAAUUAGCUUUAUCUUGGCUGCAGUACCCCUUUCAUUUGAUACCUGUCGUGUUCUGUACUCAACACCAAUUUACCAGACAAAGAAGACUGUGGGGAGACAUUCACCCCCCCGCCUCCUCAAAGGUUGUCUUUAAACCUUUCUGUUCUUUUUUUUGAAGAACCUUGUUGGUUUGAUAUUUUUGGCAGUAGUGGACUGAUAUACCGAACAGCAAAGUGGAUUUAACGGGACCGUCGCCGCUGUCCACCUUAUCUCCAAGAUGCUAAUGGUGUCUCCGCGGUUACCAGUCGACACACCUCGCAUGGAGCCCGUACUGUCUGGAUCACUGAAGAGGAGGCUGACUGCGACCGAGGGGCCCUACCAGGGAGGUUUACGGCAGGGCCAAGGGCCCGGUAACGGCCCAGGUCUUGGUCUGAACGGUACCUCCUACGGUACCUCCAUGACUCAGGGUCCUGGGGUGCCUGCCAAGCGACUCUGCCUGGAAGAUGUGACCCUCGCCAUGGGUAGCAGCUUCCAGCAAAGUCUUUACUCUGGAGGACAGAGUUCUGGAGGUCAUGGGGGUCCUGGAAGUCAGGGAUUACUGGAAGGUAACAGGCUGGGGAACGGUAACCCCGGGCUGGGGUCGUCUUACUCAAUGCCCCCUAAGGCGAGUCCAGGGUCUGCGGGUGUUGGUGGAGGACAUUUUCACCCCAAUGGAAGCUCCUCGUCGGCCCCAUCGGUUGAGCAGGAGCUGCAAGAUAUUCUGGAUGAACUGACUAAGAACCCAGAUCCGUCGUUGACGGAGUUGGAUCUUGACAAGAUACUGGGGAAUAAAGAGGAGCAGAAUCAGAAUCAAGGACAUGGGCCGGGGUAUAUCCACCCACACUCGCCCAAACGCUCCCCCCAGAGACCCACCUCUCACCUGGAGAGCCACCUCACCCGUUCCCCAGGCUUUCCCCAGGCCGGGUCUCCCCAAGUAGGCCCGAGUCCAGCUGGAGCUCCCUACUCCAUCCCCCACCCCUCCAAACCAGUCCCCUCACCCCUAUCGGCCUCUCCUCAUCACUCCUCUUCAUCCCAGAAUCAAGCUCGUUCUCCAAUGCUCUCAGCCGCCCUUUCGUCUCGACCCGGUUCCACGUGGCACGAAGUAUCGCGAGCCCAACAGCUCCAGCAAAUGGCGUCCAACUCCAACAAACACCUUUCUUCUAACACCCCUAUCCAGCAGAACCAGUCCCAGAACCAGACCCAGGUCUCUAUCCCUCCUCUAUCCCAGCAAGGCUCACCCUGGGGCGGCCAGAAACUGCCCAACCUCCCCAAUUCCUCCCCACUCCACCAGCAACCAUUCAGCCCGGCUGGAAGCAUCCAGAGCCCCCAGGGAUCGCUGAGUCUCCCAUCCGCUGGUCCUUCACCACCCUACCACCCAGAGAAGCUAGGCAGUCCGGCUAUCGCCCAACCCCCCUUCAGCCCACAGAGUACCCUCCUACCUGGAGGAACGACCACCACAUCCAGCACUUCAUCCAACAUCCAGGGGUCCCAGGCCAACUUCAUGCCCAGCGGAGUUGCACCGACAUCGGGCGCCACAAGGCCCUCGCCCCCCUACAGGACGGACAAGCCCCAUGUUAGUCCGUUGCUUCAACCCCAGCCUCAACCUCAACCCCAGAACCAACCCCAAACCCAACAUCCACAUCCAUACAGCACCCAGAACGGGUCAGGACCAAACAACAAUAUGUCUAGUCAGCUCUACAAAGCCAUGACUGCAGGUCAACCCAGCAGCCUCAAGCUACUAAUGCAGCAACAACAACAACAACAGUCGAACACACAGCAGCUACAGACUAACGCCCAGCUAGGACAACACCCGGCCAUGUCCAAACCAGGCAGUGGUGGCAGUGUACCCCACCAAGAACCCCCAUACUCCUUCACUAACACCAAACCCCUUCGCCACUUUGACCCCAACCCGGACCACCAAGGAGGACAGCAGCAGAAGAUGGGGGGAGGGGGACCCCCUGGACAGGGACCCCCCAACCCCAUGGCAGGUUAUCGGGGAAUGCAGCAUGGGGGUGCUGCCGGAACAGCAGCAUCUGUAGCAGCGAACCACGCCCAUUUACUACAGCAGAGGAUGCAGCAGAUGGCAGCGAUGCAACAGGCCACAGCAGGAGCCUUGGGAGGGCCACAGCACUGUAGAGAGGAGCAGAUCCUAGGUCUUCAGGACCCAUCUGUCCCCCGUUCAACCCAGACCAACUACAACAACCUGCUGCUCAUCAGGAGGCACCUACAACAGGAGCAGAAGAGGCAGAUGGAACAGAUGACUGAGUGUCAGCAGGGGGCAACAUUUACAGGUGGUGGUCGGCCUCUCCCUCCAGAUUGUGUUGGAGGCGGAGGUUACCCCCUGGGUGUUCCCCAGCUAUCCCACGGUGGUCCCCUCCCAUCUGGGCCCGGCCACCUCUCUCUUCCCCCUGGACAUCCAGGCCACCCAGGCCAACCCGGACCCCCAGGAUCUCUCACCCAAGUGGGCAGGCCGGUAGGCGCCUUCAUGGGUGGUCCUCCAGGCUCCAAGCAGCCCCUCUAUCACCCUUCACAGGGUGGAGAGUUUGUUGGUGCUGGUGGUAUGCCAAUGAGACAACCACAGUUGGCACACGGCAUGAUGGGAAUGGGCGGUCCGGCUGGUCCUCCAAGGCCUGGGAUGCAGCAACAGGUGUCCAGGAUGGGGAUGACAAUCGGGGGGUUGGGGCCCGGGUCAGGGCCUGGGUCAGGGUCUGGUCACCCACAGCAUCUACGACAGGCCCUGCACCAUAGUGGUGGAGGGGCACCACUCCCACGUAUGAUGUUUACCGCUCAGCAAACACACCAACACCAACAGACUGCAAUGUGGCCUCCUCCGCAGCAGGGGGGGCUAGUGAAUUCCAUGCAGCAUCGCAUGCCCUGCAGCGAUGGCCACAUGGACCCAUCGGCUAAUCACCAGCAGUCGCACGGACACAUAUUUCCUGGAGGGGGUGGAAGCGCCAACGGAAGCUGCAACCCGAACCCCAACGCCCAGUUUACCCAGCAGGCAUUGCGAUCGGGGAUGCCCGGAGGCGGGGGUGGUAACAAUUUUGCCCCCCACCAAGGACCUCCAUCGUUACCCUCCAACCAAGGGGUCGGGGUGCCGUCCUUACCCAGGAGACUGAUGCAGAAGCUGGGUGUGUCCACGGCAGGGCAGCCCCUACCCUCCAUGGUCCACCAAGGGCUUCAGCCUGGUAUGAGGCCCAGGGGACCCCUCUCGGCCCUGGCUGGAAUGAAACCCAUUCCCCCUGGUAUGAUCCACCACCCAGGCCACGGUAUGGCCCCACCUAGCUAUCCUGCCUCUGGGGCCGUCGUCGCCAAACACCCACACCAACAUCCCCAUCCCCAUGGGCCUGGGUAUGGACCAGGUCAGGGGAACCCUGGACACAAGCUACCCCCGUAUGAGUACACUCAGCGGGGGCAGAGUAAUGGGGGGAUGGGGGGUAGACCUGGUGGUGGUGGAGGAGGGGAGGUAGACUUUAUUGAUACUCUGGUGGGGUCGAAUGAGGACUGGCUCAAUAACCUCACUAUGAUAGAUGAGUACCUGGAGCAGAACUCAUAGGAGUGUGGUCAAAGGGUAAAUGUCAGGGGUCAGUAAAUUGACCUCAUUCCUGUAUAGAAACACUGGGGUUAGGAGUGUGACAUGGACAGGGGAUAUAAAGGGCGUAUGAAGGCUUUAUAACUGGUAAUAACAGGUGUGUGUACAUUUCUAGAAGGUUGUAGAAAGUGCCAUGGUUAUACCUAACUUGAAUGGACGGUUUGAGUGAAUGUGAUUGGUUGCUUCAGAGUGAUCGGAGCACUACACAGCCAUUCCGCUGCUGCCACAUAAACCAACCUCCCUCCCCAAAAUGGCUACAUUCCCCACAAGGUGUGCUGUCCCUUAUCGCUGGAGGCCAUAUUGGAAAUAGGGAAUGGACUAAAAACGGAACUCACGGAACACAUGGAACACACAGAACCUCAUCAUCACAUGGUUACCUGGGAAACAGAAGCUUCACUCUAAAGAGCUAGCAACAGAGUAGUGGAGUCCAAGCAUUCUCAUUGGUUGUUUCUGUGUCUGAAGCUUGAACAUUGGACUAAUAAAGCUAUUUGAAAUCCUCUCCCUUGUAGGGAUUUCUCCUAUCAAAGGGAUAGGUGUAUAAAACACACUGUGAUUGGAUGAAAUCAAUGUCCUCCAGCAAUGCAAUUGGUCCAAUGUUUUUCAGUGUUUUAUUGUGAUCUGUUUCUAAAAUAGCAGUUGAAUUUGCAACACCAAAUCUGAGGUUUACUUUUGUAUCAAAGUCAUUGAGUGUGAUUUGGAAGCAUAGCUCAAAAACACAACAAUUGCAGAUUAACCAUUCGGAUUAUCUCCUGCUCUCACAUAAGGUCUUUGAGCCAGUCAAAGGUGAAUUAAUACACAGGGAAAUACAGCCAAUCCCUGAUCAAUUUGGGGUAAUAUAAAUCACUGAUUGGCCAACGGAACUACAGAGGUGAUCAGCCAAUGUUGCCAUGGCAAUUUGUUAUCACUAUUUUGAUUGAGAUCAGUUAUGUGGGGGCUUGUACAUAGUAAACUAUUUUGAUUGGGAUCAGGUCUGUGGGGGCUUGUAAAUAGUGAACUAUUUUGAUUGGGAUCAGGUCUGUGGGGGCUUGUAAAUAGUGAACUAUUUUGAUUGGGAUCAGGUCUGUGGGGGCUUGUAAAUAGUGAACUAUUUUGAUUGGGAUCAGGACUGUGGGGGCUUGUAAAUAGUGAACUAUUUUGAUUGGGAUCAGGUCUGUGGGGGCUUGUAAAUAGUGAACUAUUUUGAUUGGGAUCAGGUCUGUGGGGGCUUGUAAAUAGUAAACUAUUUUGGUAAACUGUAUCAUACACAAAAGAGAAGUACACAUAUUUAUACUUCUUUUCUGCAGAUUAAAAGUCUUCAGAUUCCCUUUGUACAUAAAUAAUAAAAUAAAAAGAUUGAAAUUAUAGCUCACAAAAUGAAAUCUGUUUUACACUAGAAGAAUCUUAUUUUAAUUUGUUUUAAAUAUGCAAGACAAUACAGUUUGGGUUUUUUCUCAGUAAUACUGUGUAUUACAAUGUUAUGACAUAAUUGUUAUGUUUUUGACAUAACGUGACUCCUGGUGCCCCAAUGGCAAAAGGGUUAUUUUCAAAGGUGAUGGAGAACAUUUACAAACACACACACACCAUCUCUCCAUCUCUCACUCUGGCACUACCCCGCACUCCAUACCUGUGAGGUGAAAGUUGAUCAUCUUGGUCCAUCUACUGUAGUGUAAUAUCUUUGUUCACAGACAAUAUAUCUGUCGAUUUAGACAUUAUCAACAUUUCAUUGCAAUCCAAGACUACAAUAUAAUCUGUUAGAUCUGUAUGACCUUUUCACAAGGUAAACAACGUGUAAAGUGGAAGGCACUAUCAUAGAAUUAGAAUGAGUAGAACAGGCACACCCAUUCAACUCAAUUGUGCUAUUGGGUUCCAAUUCCUUUCAUUUCGUUCUAUUUCUAAUGGCACUUUGCUAUGUAUGUCAUUCCAAUACCCACAACAAUCUGCUGUGCCGCACUCUAUAAGGACACAUGUAAAUAGUCUAUAGAGUUGGCUCCUCUCCUUGUCUCCUUUCAUUCAUUCACACGGAUCUGAACAAAAUUACUGGUCGGGUGAAAGCUGGUUUGCUCGUAGGAUUCCGCCAAAUAGCUUUCACCUAUCCUAUUCCUAUCCAUUCACAUUGGUGCUGAUGACAGAGAGGAGACUAGGAGAGUAAGCUUGUUAUGACUAUUAGGAGGCACCCCCAGCAGGGUUUCCCCUACCUUAGGACCACACGGCGAUUUAUAAGCCAUGACAAGGGGUUCAUCCAUUAUCUGUGAUUACAUUUUUGUUCUUGUCUUGAGUUUUUUUAUUUUAUAUAUAUAAUAAACUGUAUAGAUGGAAAAAAAAUAAUGAAAAUAAAUGCCGUCUGGCUUUUUUAUUUCA